GGCGCUGCUCUGACCGCCAGCAGAAGGCAUUUACUCUUUCCUACCUGAAUGGACUCCACACAUUAGGCUGAUCUUUUUGUGUGCCUUGUUACAAAAAACAUUCUUCGCGACACAAUGGGGAAAGUACUGCGAAAUUAGGAGACAGUGUUAUUCAAUGCUCUGUUAUAGGAAAGAACCUUUGCGGAAUAAAUGGAGUCUUGGAGACAGCUCUCGGACUAUAUGCAGUGGCCACCAUGAAGUCUGAAGGAUAGGAGUAAAUAUAUACAUUUGUACACUGGCACAUUGUAAAGGGGAUUCAUUAAACUUCACCCUGAGAAGUUUCAGCGCCAGGGUGAAAGAUGCUAAAGAAGAAGAUCAUAUGUCAAGUGUAGACUGCUGAGGUCUCCAGCGCAUCCCGAGAAGGAUCUUAAAAAUUGUACAGAACUUCAAGAUGAGUGAUACUUCUGAAGUAAUUCCAAAUUUUGAAGACAUGUUUGCAAGCAGAUUCACGAAAGAUGGCAAAGAAUACCAGGAAUACUUGAAACGCCCUCCUGAGUCCCCUCCAAUUGUUGAGGAAUGGAAUAGCAGAGCUGGUGGUAACCAAAGAAAUAGAGGCAACUGGCUGCAAGACAACAGACAAUUUAGAGGUAGGGAUAACAGACAAGGAUGGCCAACUGACAACCGGUCAAAUCAGUGGCAUGGAUGGACAUGGGGUAACAACAACUACCCACAGCAGAGACCAGAGCCCUACUAUCAACAAUAGUACACACAGUAUGGCCACAACCAGCGGCCUCCAUAUGGUUACUACUGACAGAAAUGUCAGCAGCUUUUAACAAAGACCUUUUAUUUUGACAACGUGCUAAAUGCUUGUGUGUCUUCUGUUGGUCAUAGUUUUUCAUUCUAUUUUAAAGAAUGGGUUAUUAAUUGAUUAGAACUUGAGACUUGGAAAAAAGUAAUCUUAUUAUAAACCUGAUGAUUGAUGGGAAUAAAUUUACUGAGUGAGGAUUAUUUGACUUAUCUUACAUACUGUUUUGUUCUAUGAUUUGGUAGUGUUUUGAGUUUUCCUUAUUUGGACUCUAGGGAUUCUGUAUCACAGAAAUAAAAAUUUUUAAUUAAAAUGCUGGCUUUUGCUGUAUGAAAGAAUAGCAUGCUCACAUGUGCUCGCCUCUGAAGUGUUUCAGAGGCUAGGACUGUCAGUCUGUGAAAACACACCCAUAAUUACUUACAGUAAUUGAACAGCAGUUCAGUUGAAAGGUAAAACAGGUAUGUCGCUUCUGUGUUUGUAUGUGAUCAUGGUGUCUUGUGGUUUAUAAGUGAGUCAGCUCCAGAACUGCUUUGGUUCUAUGUGGAAGGACUCAUUUUCUGUGCAGCCUCCUGAGGCGGUAGAGGGUGGGAUGGUAGCACUCAACAUUUUGUAUAUCCCAAGGUUUUUGUAAACUUACAACAAGGAAGACAUGGAUGUACGCUGUAACACAAUACUCAUGUAAAUAUUGUUGCAUUUUGAUUGGUUUGGUAUUAUGUAUUGAUUUUUAUGAGAUUAUUUUCAUUUUCAAAUGCUUACCUUUGAUGCUUCCUCUUACAGCUAUAGUAAGGCUGUCACUUGCUUCAGAACAAUCAUUCUUGAAAUAUUUUCAUAACAGAUUUAUUCAAAUAAAAAAAUUUAAAGUCCUUAG
Messenger RNA from Mus musculus (house mouse), 1652 nucleotides. It is a transcript of the gene Ramacl, whose product is annotated as RNA guanine-7 methyltransferase activating subunit like. The transcript has 3 exons. The record is from RefSeq and is marked validated. Lineage: Eukaryota; Metazoa; Chordata; Mammalia; Rodentia; Muridae. Gene Ontology annotation, cellular component: mRNA capping enzyme complex; nucleus. The coding region runs from base 431 to 742 and encodes 103 amino acids. Gene Ontology annotation, molecular function: RNA binding. Gene Ontology annotation, biological process: RNA 5'-cap (guanine-N7)-methylation.